Staurois parvus is the source of this 504-nucleotide messenger RNA. The record is from the annotation of a GenBank genome assembly. Lineage: Eukaryota; Metazoa; Chordata; Amphibia; Anura; Ranidae.
GAGUGCGGGAAAUGUUUUUCAAACAAGUCUUAUCUGUCCAGACAUCAGAAAUCUCACACGGGGGAGAAGCCAAUUUCCUGCUCUGAGUGUGGGAAAUAUUUUACACAAAAAUCAGAACUUGUCACACAUCAGAGAUCUCACACGGGGGAAAAGCCUUAUUCUUGUCCUGAGUGCGGUAAAUGUUUUUCAGUGAAGUCCAAUCUUUACAGACAUCAGAGGUGUCACACAGGGGAAAAGCCGUAUUCCUGUUCUGAGUGCGGGAAAAUGUUUUUCAGAUAAGUCCAGUCUUUAUAUUCAUCAGAGACUGCACGGGGGAAAAGCCAUACUUUUGUCAUGAGUGCGGGAAAUGUUUUUCAGAUAAGUCCAAUCUUUAUAAUCAUCGGAAACUGCACACAGGGGAGAAGCCAUAUUCUUGUCCUGGGUGCGGGAAAUGUUUUUCACAGAAGUCCAUUCUUUACAGACAUCAGAGAUCUCACACGGGUGGAGAAGCCACUUUCCUGUCCU